UGCUCCGGCUCCCUUCCCGGAGGACGUCCCUGGGCCUCCUGCAUCCCAAGGCGCCUCCCCAUGCCUCCAUUUUCCACACGGAGCCGGAGAGUUGGGCGGAGGGGGGGGGGGGGAAAUAAAUCCCCUUUUCCCUGCUCAGGGCUGAGCUUUUCCCUCCUGUGCCCUGGCGAGACCACGCGCAGCGGACACAGCUGCUUCCCACCACCGACCCAGCUCUGCAAGGAGCCGGCUGGCCCCCAACACCUCUCCCGGCCCCAUCAGGAUGGCCUCAGUGGACACCUUCCUGCGGCAGCCCUGGCGCCCGGUGCACGGCAUGCCCAUGGUCUGUGCCUUCGCCUGCAACUGGGAGCGGGUCGACACCUUCCAGAGCUGCCCCGAGGACAUCGUGGUGGCCUCUUUCCCCAAAUCUGGCACCACCUGGGUGAGCGAGAUUGUGGACGCAGUCCUGAAAGGCGGCGACCCUGAGAAGUGCAAGCAGGAUGCCAUCACCAACCGGGUGCCCAUGCUGGAGUUCACCGCCCCUGGGAUGCCAGCAGGCACGGAGCAUUUGGCGGCGAUGCCAUCCCCACGCAUCAUCAAGACCCAUAUCCCAGCCCACCUCCUGCCGAAGUCCUUCUGGGAAAACCGCUGCAAGGUGGUCUAUGUGGCCCGCAAUGCCAAGGACGUGGCUGUCUCCUUCUACCACUUUGACCUGAUGAACAUGCUGCACCCGCACCCCGGCACCUGGGAGGAGUACCUGGAGGAGUUCAUGGCAGGCAGAGUGGCCUAUGGCUCCUGGCACAACCAUGUGAAGGGCUACUGGGAGCGGAGGAAGGAGCACCCCAUCCUCUACCUCUUCUAUGAGGACAUGAAGGAGGACCCACAGCGGGAGAUUGGGAAGGUGGCACGGUUCCUGCAGCGGGAGCUGCCACCGGCAGCGCUGGAUGCCAUUGCCCGCCACACCUCCUUCGAGGCCAUGCGGGACAACCCCACCACCAACUACAGCAUGCUGCCCACCAGCAUCAUGGACCACCGCAUCUCCCCCUUCAUGCGCAGAGGCAUCGCUGGUGACUGGAAGAACUACUUCACCGUGGCCCAGAGCGAGCGCUUCGACAAGGAUUACGCCCAGAAGAUGGCAGGUACCGACCUGCGCUUUCGCACCGAGCUCUGAGGAUGGUGGCUGCCACAUGCCCCGCAGCCACUGCUAGACCUGGGGACUGACCCCCAACCCCGGGGGGCUGGAGCUGGGCCUGCUGGAGGGAAAUAAAAUAAAAUGUCUUUAUUAACAUC
This is a messenger RNA of Dromaius novaehollandiae (emu), 1269 nucleotides long. RefSeq names its product sulfotransferase 1B1-like. Gene Ontology annotation, biological process: sulfation. The transcript is spliced from 8 exons. Bases 263 to 1150 code for a protein of 295 amino acids. NCBI's taxonomy places the organism in Eukaryota, Metazoa, Chordata, Aves, Casuariiformes, Dromaiidae. Gene Ontology annotation, molecular function: aryl sulfotransferase activity. Gene Ontology annotation, cellular component: cytoplasm. The record is from RefSeq and is a predicted model, not a curated record.